AUGAGCACAUCUAUGGCAAACCCACUCCCUACAAUCGACAGUGUCAGCGCCAUAGCCGAAUAUCUCCUUCUCCCUGAUUCGACUUCGUCUGCGUCUUCCAUGUCCAUAUCCACCUAUCAUUCGGCUUUAAACAGUCCCGCGAAACCUGGCGUGUCUUCUGAAAAGGAUGUGGGAGCUGGCGAGAGCGGCCCGCACGAAGUCCAAGACUUGAUAGUGUUCUCUUCAUCUUCUGGAAGCGGGCUUGGAGCUGAAUCCGACUCGAGCGCAAGUUCUGACGACAAACUGAAACGUCCACCUCCACGCGGUCCUAAUCGCGAUUCGAGCGAAGAGAUGGAUAGCGAUGAACAGGCACCCAAUGUCUAUAUUAAUGGUCUACCGCCUCGCUUCACCGAAGACCAGCUCCUCGCCAUCGUCGCCAACUUCGGCGAGGUCAUUAGUGUACGGACUUUCACGCGUGGCGGACCAGUCCAAACAGGCUAUGGAUUUGUUCUUUUCAAGUCAAUGAGCGCUGCCGAAAAAUGUAUCACAACUCUUCGUCGCAGCAACCUCUUUCCGCGUCUUUCCAAGAUACAAAGCCCAUUACCGAUGGAUUCUUCGAGCAGCAGCAGCUCAUUGCCGACCUCCAUUUCAUCAUCUUCAUCUUCUUCUGCCGGAAACAUGGGUCAAACUAGUCCUGUUUUGAGUUUCCGUGAACGAAUGGCGCGGAUGGAAGACAAGAAGAGCACGAAUGUGUACAUUGAGGGACUUCCGCUGAGUGUGGAUAAACAAACUCUCCUGACCUUGGCACAUCCCCAUGUUAUAAUGAGCAGUCGUUUCAUGAAAAGCAAGAUCCCCAAUUCUCAAACCAUGAUUGCAUUUAUGCGCAUGCAAACUCGCCAGGCUGCAGAAGCUGUCAUUGAUUUUUUAAAUGGUCAAACAGUACGCGGAUGGGACGGUUCGGAAAGCAAGAUACUUUUACGCAUUGCGGAUACUUUAGACCAACGGGAGCUCCGACGUGUCGAAGCAGCUUCUCGCGAUGGCAAUGGAGACGUCUCCGCCGACCGCUUGAGUAUAGCCGGGGCAACUUUGCUCAGUUAUCGGGGGAAAGAAUUUGCUGUCGCAUUAACCCAGUCCAAAUCCACUGGUAGCGAUACCAGUUCUAGUGGCUGGGGCACAACAAGCGGCAGCGCAAGCGUUGGUUCUGGAAUCAAUGGAAGUACGAGUGAAGAAGUCUUGUUUGUUCAGGAGCCAGCGCAAACGAAACAGCCCAGCGAAUUUUUGGUUUAUCCCAAGCUUCCGACAUCGCCUGUGAAGAUCGCUAAACCUACGAUUCCGAUUACUAGCAAAGCCACUGCUGCCCCAAAAGUGGCCAAGAUGGCCCAAGUUGCAGUCAAUCCGCAAUCGACACAUGCGACUGUGGCCUCGGCGCAACCACCGCCCAUGCGUCAUAUUCCUCCACCUUCGGGCAAUCCACGACCUCUUUCUAGUCAUGGCCAGCAGCAAAAUCAACAGCAGACCGUUCACAAUCAUGUUCUUCCCCAACAAUCACACAUUCGUUUUCCGCCACAACCACAACCACAGCCGUUCCAAGCGGCUUUCGAAAUUCAGGCUCAAGCAGCUUUACAGAUGCAAUUACAACUCCAACUCCUACAAAUGCACCCAUACCAAGUCCAGCAACUAGCUGCAGCCGCGAUCGGGAUGGGAAUGGGUCCAAGAGCAAGCAAUCCUAAUCGGAUGAGUGUCGGACUGGACGUCGGUGGUCUGGGGGGAUAUGACCCACUUUAUGCACCUUAUGCACAUGCGGGAACGCCUUCGCCAGCCCAACUACAACACUUGGAUAUGAGCAGACGGGCCAGUUGGCAGGUUCCCUCUUCGCAGCCCACUCCUGGCUUGCGUCGGACAGUUUCGGCAACAAGUGGUGGAGUUCCGGUGUCGCUUGGUCAGAGAGUGGCCAAUGUGAAUUCCAACUCUGGAGGCGCGCAAUCGAGGUCCGCGUUUGUGGCACCGGGUGCUAGGGGUCUCCAGCCGCCAGCUCCAUCGCAGUUAAACAAGGCUGCGGCUCCAUUCCACCCGCGAACUCGUUCUUCUGGUACCCUUGACCCUGCGUUUGCGGCUCCACAAUCUCGCGUCCGACCUGUGAGUAUGCAUGGGGCUGCUGGUGUCAAUCUAAGCGCCUCGCAUGGGUCGACUCAAAGCCAACAACAUCUCGAUGGAUUCGACUCGGCUCACAAUCGGGCAAGCACGGCGCCAGGGUCUGUCUUCGUGGGGCGAUCGGCCGUCGAUGAAAACGCGAAUAUAGCUGCACAGACGAAAGCCGUAGAAGCGCCCGCUGAGCUGAAGAAGGCAAAUGUGAACAAGAAAACUUCAGCGAAUACGACAGGGCAACAGCAGCAGCAGCAGCAGCGAUACUUUGCUGCCAAUCUUCGAAACAACAGCCAUGUCUUCAAUCGCGAGCGGCCUUCAGUGACAGCGGGGAGACAUGGAACCGGGCAUAAUGCCGGUGGGGGUGUUGGGCGGAUGAGGGCGUUUUGA
Molecule: messenger RNA, 2511 nt
Organism: Mycena indigotica
Lineage: Eukaryota; Fungi; Basidiomycota; Agaricomycetes; Agaricales; Mycenaceae
Product: RRM domain-containing protein
Exons: 7
Coding region: 1-2511 (836 amino acids)
Cellular component (GO): cytosol; nucleus; ribonucleoprotein complex
Molecular function (GO): poly(U) RNA binding; poly(A) binding; mRNA 3'-UTR binding
Source: RefSeq, a predicted model, not a curated record